AUGCCGUCCCAGGAACUCCCACCUCAGCCUUGUCGCCCUUUGAAGCACGCCAGCGAUCAUGACGAGUACCGAAUACCUCGACCUAUAGACGCUUGCUUGUUCGACGUAUUCAUUACCAUCCUCAACUGGCACAGCACAGUCACUUGUCAAGUAGCCCGCCUUAGCAAGGGGCUGAUUCUCGAAGGCUCACAGAAUGCGGUAGAUUUCUCAGAAGAAUGGAGAGCCGGAUAUUAUACUCAUGUGCAAGUCCAUCCGGACUCGAACGUGCAUACACGUGACCCCCAUCUAACGACAUCGCAGAUAUUGGACAAUAUGCUCACCACCCCGCGCUGGUCUCGUUUUGGGGAAUCCGAUCGUGAAGAUCUUACCAUGAUCUGGCAUAACCUGACGGACACUAUCCCCGACCUAGAAAAACUCGAAUGCCACGUCUACAUCCUCGCUUUAUCUAACGGAAACCUUAAUUUACUUCUCGAUCUAGCAAAGAACCAAGGUGUUCCCUGGGAUGGUAUUUUCUCGUCCGAAAUGUUCGUUUCGUGCAAGCCGAACAAGGAGGUCUAUGAAUCCGCAGCAUACCACCUUUCCUUACCUUCUCACAAGAUCGCAACGGUUGCUGCGGACAAUUUCGACCUCCUUGUUGCUGCCAGCGUCGGGUUCCAGACGAUAUAUGUACCCCCGCGCGAGGUGAGGGAGGGUAUGCGUAGCAAGAAGGACAGCGGUGAGGUGAAUCUUGUCGUUAGAUUUUCAAGAGCUGGCGAGGCUGAUACGUGA
Messenger RNA from Suillus paluster, 768 nucleotides. RefSeq names its product HAD-like domain-containing protein. The transcript is spliced from 7 exons. Lineage: Eukaryota; Fungi; Basidiomycota; Agaricomycetes; Boletales; Suillaceae. Bases 1 to 768 code for a protein of 255 amino acids. The record is from RefSeq and is a predicted model, not a curated record.